CGCCCCUCCCUCCGCCCGCCGGCCCGCCCGUCAGUCAGUCAGGCGGGCAGUCGGUAGGAGCGGUCGGUGGCUAUCUACCUCUCCUGAGCGGUUCCCUCACUAAUUCUUCCCUGCCAGCGGCGGCGGCUGCAGCGGCUGGGGCGCGGUCUCCCCGUUGGUGCAGCGUGGGCCGAGCAGCGGCCGCGGAGCAUCGAGCCCAGUGCGGCGGCGGCGGCGGCCCGGCAGCCAACAUGGCGGCGGCAGCGGCGGGCGCGGGCCCCGAGAUGGUCCGCGGGCAGGUGUUCGACGUGGGGCCGCGCUACACCAACCUCUCCUACAUCGGCGAGGGCGCCUACGGCAUGGUGUGCUCUGCUUAUGAUAAUGUCAACAAAGUUCGAGUAGCUAUCAAGAAAAUCAGUCCAUUUGAGCAUCAGACCUACUGCCAGAGAACCCUGAGGGAGAUAAAAAUCUUACUGCGCUUCAGACAUGAGAACAUCAUUGGAAUCAAUGAUAUCAUUCGAGCACCAACCAUCGAGCAGAUGAAAGAUGUAUACAUAGUACAGGACCUCAUGGAAACAGAUCUCUACAAGCUCUUGAAGACGCAGCACCUCAGCAACGACCAUAUCUGCUAUUUUCUUUACCAGAUCCUCAGAGGGUUAAAAUAUAUCCAUUCAGCUAACGUACUGCACCGUGACCUCAAACCUUCCAACCUGCUGCUCAACACCACCUGCGAUCUCAAGAUCUGUGACUUUGGGUUGGCCCGUGUUGCAGAUCCAGACCAUGAUCACACAGGGUUCCUGACGGAGUAUGUAGCCACACGUUGGUACAGGGCUCCAGAAAUUAUGUUAAAUUCCAAGGGCUACACCAAGUCCAUCGACAUCUGGUCUGUCGGCUGCAUCUUGGCAGAGAUGCUCUCCAACAGGCCCAUCUUCCCAGGGAAGCAUUAUCUCGACCAGCUGAACCACAUUCUGGGUAUUCUUGGAUCCCCAUCACAGGAAGACCUGAAUUGUAUAAUAAAUUUAAAAGCUAGAAACUAUUUGCUUUCUCUUCCACACAAAAAUAAGGUGCCAUGGAACAGGCUGUUCCCAAAUGCUGACUCCAAAGCUCUGGAUUUACUGGACAAAAUGUUGACAUUCAACCCUCACAAGAGGAUUGAAGUAGAGCAGGCUCUGGCCCACCCAUACCUGGAGCAGUAUUAUGACCCAAGUGAUGAGCCCAUCGCUGAAGCACCAUUCAAGUUUGACAUGGAAUUGGAUGACCUGCCCAAGGAAAAGCUCAAAGAGCUCAUUUUUGAAGAGACCGCUCGAUUCCAGCCAGGAUACAGAUCUUAAAUUUGUCAGCCACAGGUCUCCAGUGUUGUGUCAGACUCUGAUGAAGCAGCCCAAUCAUCUCAGGUUGGGUUCUCUGGUUCAUUCUAAAGAGGGCCAGUCUGUAUCCCAGGCAACUGCCAGAGGGCUGUGCACACCCCCAGCCCAGCAUGCUGAUGUGCACACACCCGAGGGCUGACUGGCCCUCAGAAAUCAGAACCACACCUCCAUGCGCAGAGCUGCUCUCUGAAGGUCCACACGGCAUUGAAAAAUCAGAGACUGACUGUUCUUUGAUACGUUCUAAAAGGAGCAUUGACAGUUUUAUUUCUCUUGCUUCUUUGUACUUUUUAAGUGGAAUUUUAGGGUCACUGUGAGGUACAGUCCUCUAACCAGAAAGUCUUGGCUGUGGUUCCUAAAACCUGGGGCCUGUGGGCUCCCCCAUGGAGUCAGGCCAGCAGGAAACCACCGACUCUUCUAGAGUCCCUGCAGCCCUCAGUUGUGUGCUUUUACUAACCAUGCCCAGUGUGGCUUAACAGGUCAGUGGAUUGUCUUAACCAAGGUACCUAUGAAAAAUCCUGGCUCUUGUGUGUGGUGGACUCAUCAUUUGGACCUUCUUGCAUCACUAAACAUGUACAUAUUAGGUCAUCUAAAGUCAUACUGUGAUACCAGAUGUCCCCAUUAUUAGUAUGUGCAGAUAAGCUCUCAGACUGAUGCUCUUUGGUGUCUAAAAUGCAAGCAGCAAGUUCCUGUCAAAACAUUCCAAUCCUUUCACUUGUGUGAAGCAAAACUCCUGACCAACGAGGGGCUGAUCCUGAGAGCUCAGGAUGGCCGUGCAGACACAAGCCUUCCAACCUGGUGGCUAGGUCAUUGCGUGUGUGCGGUGCAUGACGCCACGUGUGCACACAGCUCCGGCUGCUGCAGGGAUAGCCACGGGCAAGGGGGGGCGCUCAAGACUGGGUGGGGGUCUCAGAGUCAGGUGCGCUGCCCACAUGCAGACCAUUCAGAGGAGACUAUUGACCUUCAUUUGCUUUUAUGUCAAUACGGUUUUUAAAUUGGUAACUUUUAUAUAGUACGGUUAACAGUAUGUUCAUCCACAUAUACUGCACAUGUGCUUUGGGUCCUUCCAUAAUACUUUUAUAUUUGUAAAUCAAUGUUUUGGAGCAAUCCCAAGUUUAAGGGAAAUAUUUUUGUAAAUGUAGUGGUUUUGGAAAUUCGAACAGUCCUUUUGCUUACACAUUUUAAAGCAUCUAUGCUUUAAAGUUGUCAUGCUAACAUCUGAAAUAUACUCUAGUGCGGACGAGAGGCAGGUACCAGCAGAGUGAAUGCAUGGUCUCCCCACUGCAGCCCCAGCGCAGCCUAGGGGUCAAAAGCAACAGGGAGUCCACAGGAGUGCUCUAGGCUCACACCAGGGUUACCUGAAGCUCAUUGCCUUUUUCGUGCUGUUUAUCCAUGUAGAGCACUCAAGAAAGUUCUGAAACUGCUUCGUAUCUGCUUUGUACUGUUGGUGCCUUCCUGGUAUUGUAUGUACCCCCAAAUUCUGCAUAGACUAUUUAGUGUAAUGGUAAGUGUAAAACAAAUGUUAAAGGAAGAUUUUAUUAAGAACCUGAAUGUUUAUUCAUUAUAUUGUUACAAUUUAACAUUUGUGGUUUUGUGAUUUGGUUAAUCUGUAUAAAAAUUGUAAGUAGAAAGGUUUAUAUUUCAUCUUAAUUCUUUUGAUGUUGUAAACGUACUUUCUGAAGAAUGGAUUAUUUGAAUGUUUAUGGCACCUGACUUGUUAAAAAAAAAAAACCUACGAAAAAAAUUAGAAUCAUUAA
Messenger RNA from Phacochoerus africanus (Common warthog), 3100 nucleotides. It is a transcript of the gene MAPK1, whose product is annotated as mitogen-activated protein kinase 1. The coding region runs from base 231 to 1310 and encodes 359 amino acids. The transcript is spliced from 9 exons. Gene Ontology annotation, biological process: protein phosphorylation; intracellular signal transduction. Gene Ontology annotation, cellular component: nucleus; cytoplasm. NCBI's taxonomy places the organism in Eukaryota, Metazoa, Chordata, Mammalia, Artiodactyla, Suidae. Gene Ontology annotation, molecular function: ATP binding; MAP kinase activity. The record is from RefSeq and is a predicted model, not a curated record.